AUCCAACUAAAGAGAUGGCAGCUGAAUCAUUGCCUUUCUCCUUCGGGACACUGUCAAACUGGGAGCUGGAAGCUUGGUAUGAGGACCUGCAGGAAGUCCUGUCCUCAGAUGAAAAUGGGGGUAACUGCAUCUUACCCCCUGGAAAUGAAGAGGAAGAAUCAAAAACAUUCACCACUCUUGACCCAGCAUCUCUUGCGUGGCUGACUGAGGAGCCAGGACCAGCAGAGGUCACAAGCACCUCUCAGAGCCCUCGGUCUCCAGAUUCCAGUCGGAGCUCCCUUGCUCAGGAAGAAGAGGAAGACCAAAGAAGAACCAGGAAACGGAAACAGAGUGGCCAGUGGCCAGCCCGGGCUGGAAAACAACGUAUGAGAGAAAAAGAACAAGAGAACGAAAGGAAAGUGGCACAGCUAACAGAAGAGAACGAACGGCUCAAGCAGAAAAUUGAGUGCUUGACCAGGGAAGUAGAGGCAACACGCCGAGCUCUGAUUGACCGAAUGGUUAAUCUACACCAAGCAUGAACAACUGGGACCAUCACUUCCCAGCUCUGGCUACUACCUACCUUUCCCAGAAGUAGCUAUUGAUCAUCUUCAUACCAGUGCCAAUUAUGUGACCCUCAAAUGCUUGGAGUAGACAAAAGGAACAGGUCUCAGCUUGUAUAUAGAGAUUGUACACUUAUUUAUUACUGUCCACAUUCAUUAAAGUGACUUUGUGACAUUGUGAA
Messenger RNA from Cavia porcellus (domestic guinea pig), 721 nucleotides. It is a transcript of the gene Ddit3, whose product is annotated as DNA damage inducible transcript 3. The record is from RefSeq and is a predicted model, not a curated record. Gene Ontology annotation, molecular function: DNA-binding transcription activator activity, RNA polymerase II-specific; RNA polymerase II cis-regulatory region sequence-specific DNA binding; protein heterodimerization activity. The coding region runs from base 15 to 518 and encodes 167 amino acids. The transcript is spliced from 2 exons. NCBI's taxonomy places the organism in Eukaryota, Metazoa, Chordata, Mammalia, Rodentia, Caviidae. Gene Ontology annotation, biological process: ER overload response; negative regulation of transcription by RNA polymerase II; positive regulation of intrinsic apoptotic signaling pathway. Gene Ontology annotation, cellular component: CHOP-ATF4 complex; CHOP-ATF3 complex; cytoplasm.